Molecule: messenger RNA, 2888 nt
Organism: Betta splendens (Siamese fighting fish)
Lineage: Eukaryota; Metazoa; Chordata; Actinopteri; Anabantiformes; Osphronemidae
Gene: ints10
Product: integrator complex subunit 10
Exons: 18
Coding region: 269-2533 (754 amino acids)
Biological process (GO): snRNA processing
Cellular component (GO): integrator complex
Source: RefSeq, a predicted model, not a curated record
GGUCGCAAAGCAUCUUGUAACGUAAUUGUUUUACGACGGCUGGGAAACGUUUGAGGCAUUACGUUAAACGUAUCGGUAAACAGUGCUCUUGCUUUGUUAUUUUCGAAGAAUUAAAAACUAUUUGUUUUCUUUGUGUGCGCGGUUGUGUGCACAUAAGAGAAGAAUGGUAGAGUACGGUUUGUUGAACAUUUCAAGCAAAGAUGUCAAUAGCAAGAAUGUCACGCAGUGCUAACUAGUUAGCAUCAUACAUUGCUAGCAUAGACUCUAUAUGGUGCUUGGUUGUUACAUUGACAGUAAUAGCUUAGUUAUUGUACCUAAAAUGUCAGCGCAUAAAGACUGCGAGUUUUUGGUGAAACGCGCCCGGGAGCUGGUUUCUGAUGAUCCCUGUGCGGCCAAAGCUUGGCUCAUUACGGCCAGAACCCUUUACCCAGCAGACUUCAACAUACAGUAUGAAAUGUACGUCAUUGAGCGCAAUGCAGAAAAGACGUCUUCUGCAGGCAUACUACUCUAUGACAUGUUUAUAAACUUUCCUGAUCAGCCCAUUGUAUGGCGAGAGAUCAGCGUCAUCACUGCUGCCCUGCGCAGUGAUUCUCAAGACAAGCAUGCACAGUUUCUACGAGGACUUUUUGAGACACUGCCAGGCCGUGUGCAGUGUGAGAUGCUCCUGAAGGCCACAGAGCAGUGUUUCAACACUUUAGAGAAGGCAGAAAUGCUGCUGCUGCUUCUGAAGCGCUUUCCAGAGUCUGUUGUCCAACAUGGGGUCAGUUUAGGAGAGACACUGUUGGAGGCAGAGGUAUCAGAAAAUGUGGAAACUCCUGUUAACUGCUUCAGGAAACUUUUCGUGUGUGAUGUUCUUCCUUUGGUUAUAAACAACAUGGAUAUGCGCCUGCCUGCCAGCCUGAUGCAGAAAUACAUGUUGAAAGCAGCUGAAUUUUACAUUGGUUACGUUGCACGUGGACCCUCACCUGAUGUACAGAUCCAAGCUUCUCAAGAUAGUGGGUCUCUGAAAUCUCCCAGUGUGUCUCGUGGCUCCCAGCGAUACGUGAUUGACGGCUUGUCAGAGAAGUCAUCAGUGGUAGCAGAACCCUGGGAGAGGCUGCUUGAUAUCCUCACCGUGGUUGGAGCUCGUUGUGAAUGGCAGGGGGACAAGGGACAGAGGAGUUACAUAGACAUGCUACAGAGAGUGAAGGAGAUGUGUCGCUACCUGCCUGGUCUGGAAGGAGAUACGAGGUCCCGCUGCUGCAGUCAAGUAGUCAUCUGUGCUGCACUCGUCCUGUUCCGAAGUGCCUUUCUCUAUGUAUCAGCUGUGCAGCCUGCACUUUUUCAGGGUGUGAAUGGGUUGAAUUCAGGCUCAUGGAUACUAAUAGAAGAUUUGAGCUCAGUGUACAGUGAUUUGGAUUUGGAGAGAGUUGCAGGGAAACAUUCACAUAAGAAACGUAAACUGAAUGAGGGAAGAGACAAGACUAUGAGCUCAGAUGACGAGGAAGGUUUGGGAAAAGGCCGUGGUCGACACAUUUUAGUGAACAAGACUGAGAUGCCCAGCUGGUCAGAGACUUUGGACAGCUUUCGCAUAGCAAGGGAGAGCUGGGAUCUUCUUCAUUCCCAUGACAGCCUGGAAACUGAAUUCAAGAAGAUCUGUAUCUCAUGGAAGACAGACAGCUGGCUGUGGUUCAGAAUAUUCCUCACUGACAUGAUUAUAUACCAGGGACAAUAUCGCAAGGCCCUCUCCAGCCUGCACCAGAUGGCUGCAGUGCAGCUACCUCAGUCUGGACAGCAGAGCCCCUCAGUUCAGGCCAGUAUGGAGCACCACAGGGCCCUCAUACAGCAGGCAUCCUGCCACUAUGCACUGGGAGAGUACAGGAUGGCCUGUGAGAAGCUGCUUGAUGUUGUCAGUGCAUUGGUACCACCAAACCAAGAACCAAUAAAGAGCCCAGAGGAUCAGAGUAGAAGCAAGACCAGAACAAAAAAAGGUAAUGACCUGAGGCUACUUCCUUGCACCAGCAGAGCUGUGUUACCUUUUUGUCUCCAGCUGAUGCUGGCCUGCUUCAAGCUUCGUGCCUUCACAGACAGUCAUGACGACCUUUCUCUCGGCCAUGUGGUGGUGCUGUUGCAGUAUGACUGGCCGCAGGGUGAGCUGCUGUUUUUAAAAGCAGUGGAUAAAAUUUGUCAGCAAGGCAGCUUCCAGUAUGAGAAUUUCUUCAACUAUGUCACCAACAUUGAUAUGCUCGAGGAGUUUGCAUAUCUACGAACUCCAGAUGGAGGAAGAAUUCAACUAGAGCUCCUUCCCAAUCAGGGAAUGCUGAUCAAGAACCCUAGUCCCGCCCUGGGGGUGGAGUUAAAUACCCUUCUGCUACAAGGGGUGCAGACGAUGGACAGACACCACACGGUGACUCGAGGAAUUACCAAAGGAGUGAAGGAGGAUUUCCGUCUGGCCAUGGAGCGACAGGUGUCACGUUGUGGAGAGAAUCUGCUCAGCGUUCUUCACCGCUUCUGCAUCAAUGAGAAGAUCAUGAUCAUCCAGUCUCUUCCUUGACAUCUGGCCAGUGACCUCUGAACCUUUUCACAGUUUGUUGGCAAGAUGUUACAACCACAGUGUUAUUGCAGCUGGACUGACCUUAUGCUGCCUCUCAACACACCAUUUUAAGAUUUUUUGUUAUCAUUGUUCAACUCGUACCAAACAGUAAUUGUUGUGUUAAAAGCGUGUCUCUCUUUUCAGAAAACGAAGUAAAUACUUGUUUUGUAAAUAUACAGUACAGUGUUGGUUUCAGUGCGUGUGGGUAGGUUUCUUCUCUUCUGCCUAGCCACCGUGGAAGUGGGUUUCACCAUAUUGUGAUAUUUUGGGGACAUAAGUGUAUAAAAAAAAUUAAAGUUCAGUUUUGAUAUUCUUA